This is a messenger RNA of Lactuca sativa (garden lettuce), 1776 nucleotides long. RefSeq lists its product as uncharacterized. Gene Ontology annotation, molecular function: nucleic acid binding; zinc ion binding. Lineage: Eukaryota; Viridiplantae; Streptophyta; Magnoliopsida; Asterales; Asteraceae. The record is from RefSeq and is a predicted model, not a curated record.
AUGUCACCUCGUAGAAAUCCCAGACGCGGCGAAGCAGCUGUGACGGCACCACCCCCACCACCACCUCCUCUGUUCGACCCAGCCAUGUUCCAGGCAGCGAUAGCGGCUGCAGUGGCAGUCGUGAUAGCCCAAAUCAACCCCAUUAAUUCGGGAGGUGCAAGCAGUGGUGCCUCGAAUUCUAAUAAUGGAGACGGCCAGGGAUGCUCGAGAGAGUGUACCUACAAAGACUUUACUAACGCCAAGCCCAAAACCUUCAACGGAAGUGGAGGUGUCAUAGCGUUGCUACAAUGGUUCGAGAAAACUGAGACCAUUUUUGAAAUAUGUACAUGCCCUGAAGCAAGCAAGGUCAAAUUUACUUCAUGCACAUUCUCUGAAAGAGCCCUCACCUGGUGGAAAGGUCACGUCAAGGCAUUAAGGCUCCCGGUGGCUAAUGCGAUAACAUGGGAAGAUCUGAAAACCAUGUUAAUGAAGGAGUACUGCCCCAGGGGUGAGAUACAGAAGUUGGAAGAAGAAUUUUGGGGUCUUAAAAUGAAAGGCUCUGACAUCCUGUCGUACACCUCGAGGUUCAGUGAUCUAGCCAUGCUGUGUCCCGGGAUGGUUCCUACUGAAAGCAAGAAGGUGGAAAGAUACGUGUGGGGAUUAUCUCAACAACUUCAAGGACACGUCCAGCCUACUCAAGACCCUGCCAAGAAACAACAAGUGGUUGCAGUGCACACCAUCACAACCACUGCCAACCCCACUCCGAUAAGGCAAUACGCCGGGAACCUGCCUAAGUGCAACAAAUGCAGCUACCACCACAACGGUGCAUGCCAUGAAAUGCAUUGCACCAACUGUAACAAAAAGGGGCACACCGCCCGAUUCUAUAGAACUCCAGCCCAACCGAACGCACAAGUUGCCAACGCCGAAGCAAGCCGAACCUGCUAUGGAUGUGGAGAAGCAGGACACCUCAAACGUAACUGUCCAAAGGCAAGAAACCCGAACCCCAGCAAAGUGGGCAGAGUACUACUGAUAGGUCAUAAGGAAGCCGUCGCAGAUCCAACUAUGGUUACCGAUACGUUUCCCCUCAACAAUACCUACGCAUGCAUUCUUUUCGAUAGUGGCGUGGAGAAAAGCUUCGUGAACCACCAAUUUAAAUGCUUGCUUAAUCAAACACCACAAACACUAAAGGAAACAUUCACCGUAGAAAUGGCUAACGGAAAAACGGAGAACACUAACGAUAUUUACACUGGGUGUACCCUCAACUUAAAUAAUCACUCUUUCCUAAUCGACCUUAUGACGGUCACCAUAAAAAGUUUUGACGUUAUCAUUGGCAUGGAUUGGUUAUGCCCUCACCAUGCGGAAAUCUUAUGUGAAGAAAAGGUUGUUCGCCUUAACCUGCCAAGUGGUGAAGCUCUCGUCGUUUAUGGCGACAAACCUAGCUCAAACUUUCAGAUCAUCUCUUGUAUCAAGGCUCAAAAGUAUCUCCGCAAGGAGUACCACGCCUUCGUAUCCCACGUCGUAGAUAAGGGCCAAGGAAUGAAAGACAUCAACGACAUUCCAGAGGUCUGCAAAUUCCCUGAUGUAUUCCCAGAAGACCUUCCAGGAGUGCCCCCUCCUCGACAAGUUGAAUUCCAAAUCGACUUAAUUCGCGGAGCUACCCCCGUAGCCAAAUUGCCAUACUGUCUAGCCCUAGCCGAGAUGCAGGAAAUGUCCAGUCAACUAAACGAACUACUGAGCAAAGGUUUCAUUAGGCCAAGAUUCUCGCCUUGGGGAGCACCAGUUUUGUUCGUUAAGUAG